ACAUGAUAAAGUUAAUUCCCUUGCAAAGAUUGCAGUAAAUAAAGACAAUGUUGAAUGGCAUUCUAUUUCCGGAGUAUGGAAAGUAUAGCAUGACCUUGGGGCUCCCUUCUCUCUGUGACGGGAGCUUGUCGUAUAUAAGAUCCGACGGAGUGCCCAGUGCCAUAAUACACGCUGUUCUUCACUCUCCAGCACUCAUCCUAUCAUCAUGAAGCUCGUCGUGGUGGUGACCUCCGUGCUGGUGCUGCUCGCCCUGGUCAUCACGGCCGCCCGCGCCUUGCCCGCCCCGCAGCCCUUCUUCUUCGGGAAAAAGUUUAAAAAGGGCGGCUGUUGUGGCGGCUUUGGCGGUUAUGGUUAUGGUGGCUACGGCGGCUAUGGAGGUUAUGGUGGAUAUGGUGGAUAUGGUGGUUAUGGCGGCCACGGUGGAUAUGGUGGCUAUGGUGGCUAUGGUUACAGGAGUUUUGGGUAGGAGAGUCUGAUGAGAGUGGGGAACGCAGCAGCAGCAUCUUGGAUUGUUAACUACGUCACCAACGAGUCAGCAAGUAGUCACCAACCAGUCAGCAAGUAGCCACCAACCAGUCAGCAAGUAGUCACCAACCAGUCAGCAAGUAGUCACCAACCAGUCAGCAAGUAGUCACCAACCAGUCAGCAAGUAGUCACCAACCAGUCAGCAAGUAGCCACCAGCCAGUCAGCAAGUAGUCACCAACCAGUCAGCAAGUAGCCACCAGCCAGUCAGCAAGUAGUCACCAACCAGUCAGCAAGUAGCCACCAGCCAGUCAGCAAGUAGUCACCAACCAGUCAGCAAGUAGUCACCAACCAGUCAGCAAGUAGUCACCAACCAGUCAGCAAGUAGCCACCAGUCAGUCAGCAAGUAGCCACCAGUCAGUCAGCAAGUAGUCACCAGUCAGUCAGCAAGUAGCCACCAGUCAGUCAGCAAGUAGCCACCAGUCAGUCAGCAAGUAGCCACCAGUCAGUCAGCAAGUAGCCACCAGUCAGUCAGCAAGUAGUCACCAGUCAGUCAGCAAGUAGCCACCAGCCAGUCAGCAAGUAGCCACCAGCCAGUCAGCAAGUAGCCACCAGUCAGUCAGCAAGUAGUCACCAGCCAGUCAGCAAGUAGCCACCAGCCAGUCAGCAAGUAGCCACCAGUCAGUCAGCAAGCGUUCACCUGCCCAGAGACGCCAUCCUUGUGGCCCAAACUCACAUGUAAACAUCAACAUAAAAAGGAUGUAUUAACCUUAAUAUACAGAAGCAUAUCUAUGUUCCCCUUCCAUCAUACUCGCAUAUUAAAAGUAUGAAGUUGUUCUCGUGUACCGCCACAGUGUGCCAAAAAGUAUGAAAGACAUUUCUUUUAAUAAACAUUAAAGACGUAA
Molecule: messenger RNA, 1368 nt
Organism: Procambarus clarkii (red swamp crayfish)
Lineage: Eukaryota; Metazoa; Arthropoda; Malacostraca; Decapoda; Cambaridae
Product: keratin-associated protein 19-2-like
Source: RefSeq, a predicted model, not a curated record